Trichobilharzia szidati is the source of this 2805-nucleotide messenger RNA. The record is from the annotation of a GenBank genome assembly. Lineage: Eukaryota; Metazoa; Platyhelminthes; Trematoda; Strigeidida; Schistosomatidae.
AUGGAUGCACUGGAUAGUUUUGAAGAGCUGACUGAAUUAGGUUAUCAUAUAUGUGAUAUACCUAUACCAGCACAUUAUGCGAAAAUGGUUUUAGUUAGUGUUGUGUUAAAAUGUCUUGAUCCAAUUCUAACAAUUGCAUGUAUACUAGCUUACACAGAGCCAUUUACAAUACCUAGAAAUGCUGGUGAACGACGGGAUUUAAUGAAUGCUAGAAAGAAAUUUUCUGCAGACACUUACAGUGAUCAUAUGAUGCUAUUAAGAGCCUUUCAGUUCUGGCAGAAAUCUCGCUCAGAAGGAUGGGAGAAAAACUUUUGUCAAAAAAAUUUUAUAUCUACUACAGCUUUCGAAGUUAUCACAGCUAUUCGUACACAGUUAUUAGGACAGCUUAGAGCUUCAGGUUUUGUGAAAGCCAGAGGAAGUGGAGAUAUCCGAGACCUUAACAGUAAUUCAGAAAACUGGGCUGUUGUUAAAGCAGCUAUUGUAGCUGGUAUGCAUGGUAAUUUAGCCCGACUGGAUAGGAAAAAUUCAUGUUUGAGGAUAGCUAAUGGAAAUAAUUCACUGAUUACGCUUCACCCAAAUUCCGUCAUUGCUACAAAUUCUGAUGGAACGAAAAUGGAUUUGAACAACUUGCCAUGUGAUUGGCUUGUUUUUGAUGAAGUGCUCACUUUAAGUAAUUCAAAUGUAAAAAAUAAAAUUUCAGCUGAUGCCAGUGACAUCUAUGAGUCCACAAUGUCAAGCAACAAUGAAGCUCAUUUCAGAAAUACUUGUUUGAACAGCCAACAACAAAAUAAUCCCCUGGGCAAUUCUACUGAAAAUAAUAAAAGCGACUUGAAGAUUAUAAAAUGUGCUAGUAUAAUUUCACCAAUCACUGUAGCACUGAUGGCUGGACCAAUCAGAUUAUGGCCAGAAAUGAUUAAGGAAUCUCAGUCAAACGUGAACGGCUUUAACCCUACUAAAAUACCCACAGAAGAAGCAAAACAGCAAAGGCAGCAGAAUUUAGUCAAAGAAAUCCAUCAGUGUCAGACAGUUUGCAGUAAUACAAAGAAUAAAAAUGAGAACAAUACCAAUAUUAUCUAUGGUAGUGCUCAAGAAGGAUAUGAGACUGAAUCAGAGUCCGAUUCGGAUUCAGAAACUCAGGGGAUUGUUAAAUCUCUCUUACAGAAUAAUAAUAAUAACAGUAAUAGUAAUAAUCAUAAUAAUAGUCAAUUAUCACGUAUUCAUAUGAAUAUUCGUGAAGUUCUAGGUGAAAUAAUACAGCAGAAAACAAAAGCAAAUAGCAAUUCAACAGACACAAAGCCAAAAGUGGAUACUCCACAAGCACCGACACAACCAUCAGACCCUAUCAUGAAUCUAUCAACAAAUUUCAAUGCAAUAAAUAUUUCUGAUAAUAAGCAUAGUUUGAAGUCGUUACCUAUUCAACAACAACAUCAACAACAACAACAAAGUCAAUUAAUUCCUAAUCUUACGUAUUCAUCUGUGGAUCGAUCUAAUCCUAUCAUGUCAAUGAUGUCAUCAUCGUUAUCAUCAGCAUCAUCAACAUCAACAUCUGCAAAUGAUCAAACAAACAGUAACACAUCAUUUUGCUUAGAUUCAACUGGAUUUCUGCGUUUCAUCCUAAAUUCAAAUGAAGCUCAAAUGGUUAUAGGCUUACGACAGAAAUGGCAUGCAUUGUUCUUACGUCGAUUAAAGAAUCCUGGGAAACAAUGUUCACAACAAGAUGAGGCGGUUCUUAAUUGCUUGACAAAUGUUUUAAUGGCUGAAGAACAAGCACUGGGAUUAAGACAACCAUCUGGUGUUGGUGCACGUCCACGUCCAAUGGCAGCAGAACUAUGCAAUCAACUUGAUUACUCACAAAAUGAUACUUCUCAAAUUCCCAAAAUCUCCACUGAACAGAGUAUAAUUAAUAAUAAAAUUGCCUCAGCUCAUUGUAUCACAACAGAAAGCAAAGCACCCAUCACUACCAUUACUUCUCCAAAUACAAAUCAAUUAGAUCAAGAUAGUUUAAGAUGUAAAUAUCCCCUGUUUACACGACCAAACUAUGCAUCACAAAUUACAAAUUUUACUCUGUUAAAUGACUUCAAUAAAACGAACAAACAGGGCUCAUUUCAAGCAUCCAGAAGUGAACAGUAUAUGGAUAAGCAUACGUCGAUAGCCCCAGUUAUGGAAAACACAGGAAAUACAGGAAGGCUGACGUCAUUUCCUACUGCAAACAAUAGUCGGUGUGAUUGCCAAGCUUGUAGUGACAAUCCUAAUUAUGUAUUAGCAAAUCCCUUGACAAAAUUGAAUAUUAUGCAAUCGGAAGACAAAGGCACUUCAUCAAUAAGUAAUUUGAACAGCAAUUUUUCAGAAACACCUAUUCACAUUUCAUUACAUGGAAAUCAAAAUUCUUCUCUUCUUAGUUCAUUAGUCAAUUUGAACAGAGUGAACUCAUUGGAAAUAAAGCAACAACAGCAACGCCAACAACAACCAUAUGAUCAUAAUGAAAUUCAGAAUAAUAAUAAUAACAAUCAAAUGAGUCACCAUCAUUCGCUUAAAUGGGAAAGUAUAAACUAUUCAUCAAAUAACUUAAAAGAAUCCUACAGAUUAAAUAACUUAAUCAGCAAUUUUGCUACUUUAUCAUUCCCUGCUACAUCUAUUACUACUAAUAAUGAUAAUAGUAGUAGUAGUAGUAGUAGCAAUGCGCUGAUAAGUGAUCAUUCCUUAAGCAACUUAAAUAAUCGAUUGAGUGUAACACAAACAACAAAUAUUUGGUCGUCAAAUAAUGAAGCCGAUUUUAAACUGUUAAAUUAUGGAAUAAACAAGUGA